Malus domestica (apple) is the source of this 964-nucleotide messenger RNA. The record is from RefSeq and is a predicted model, not a curated record. Lineage: Eukaryota; Viridiplantae; Streptophyta; Magnoliopsida; Rosales; Rosaceae.
CUCCACCUCUCUCUCUCUCUCUCUCUCUCUCUCUCUCUAGUCAUUUUCCUUCCAACCAAACAGUCCAAAAUUUUCCCAUAAAAUUCCAAAAAAUGGACUCGACGCCAAUUAACUGGGAAGCCCUAGACGCUAUCGUCAUCGAUUUUCGUCAAAUCGGAGAAGCUAAUCAAAGACGACGACUCCGCCUUUACGACGUCGCCUUCCCCUUCCUCUUCCUCUUCCCCCUCCUCUAUCUCCUCGUCGUCGUACCACUCGAGAUUGAUCAUUCGUCAGAUCAUGCGAACGCAGGAACCCUCGUCUUUCUCCCUCUCCUUCUCAUCUCUACAACUCGGCGAACACAGGAACCCUCUGGCGAGUUCCUUCAAUUUCUCCAGUUAGGUUUUUGGGAUGAAAUCGACUCGGGAAUAUCUCCGGUGAGGCUGUGGGUGUCGAUGAACUUUCCGAACACCUCCGGCCGUUUCACGGCAAACAGACGUUAUAAAAACGUUCAUCUCGUCUUCUAUUUCAUUUUCAUACCUAGAUUGGAGUCUAGGGGGUUGUUUUACAAUCGACCGGAGCUGUAGAAGCUUCGACGUUCGUCUCCGACUUGCACAGUUUCGAAAUUUCGCGAUAAUAUCGAUAAUAUAGCGAUAUUAUCGAUAUUAUCGCGAAAUUUUGACGAAAACCCCUUGGAUACCACUUAAAAUAUCGGUUUGGGGAAAAACCGAUAAUAUCAACGAUAUAUCGCCGAUAUUAUCGAUAUUUUCUUCCUUGGAUUCAACCACCACAUGAGUCAGAUUCAAAUAGAGACCCAACUCACAACCAGCCUGCAAAGCCAAAGCUUCCGCACAUCAUAGAAUGAAUUAGAACAAGAACGAGAAUCCCUUUUUCUCUAUUUGUCAAUUAAUUGUUAAUCUUUUUUAUUCGAUGACAGGUUGCACAUGGCAUAUAAAUUUUCUCAUCUACCAAACAUCAAUAUUUAAGA